GUCUAGUCUAACUUAUAUCAAACUGACAUUUACAUUGUAUUUGUUUGGUAAUUUUUAAUAACUUUUUACAAAUUACAGUGUUUUCCUUGCGUUUUACGUUAUUAAAAAUAUAAAGAUAAAUAUAAAAUAUUAUGCCGUAUCAAAAAUCAUGAAAGCAUCAAGUGGCGUUGUAGCGCGUAACUCUGAGCUGAAGACCCACAGUAGUGAUGCUAUGCAAGGUACACCUUCAACAAAAAUUGAAAGAAAUCGAGCUACUGGAUCAAGAGAUAAUGGACGUGACAACACAGAAGACCUUAAAGGUAAAGUCGAAUCUAAACUACUUUCCAUGUGGAAUAACAUGAAAUUCGGAUGGACAGUGAAAAUCAAGACAAGUUUCUCCAAAGAAUCCCCUGUAUGGCUAUUAGGGCGCUGUUACCACCGUAAACUAAGUCCUUCAGGUUCAUUGGAGUCUUCGACAGAAAUAGGAACUGAAGCAACUGCACAUGAAUCUAUGGAUCAGAUUUAUGGAGAAGGUAUAGAAGGUUUCAAAUCAGAUUUCAUAAGUAGAUUAUGGAUGACAUAUAGACGAGAAUUUCCCACUAUAUCUGGCUCCACCUUUACCACCGAUUGUGGUUGGGGAUGCAUGUUACGCAGCGGUCAAAUGUUACUAGCACAAGCUUUAGUGUGUCAUUUUCUUGGACGCACUUGGAGAUGGUUGCCAGAUAAAGCUAUCCAAAAUGCUAGAGAGUUUCAAGAAGAUUGCUUGCAUAGAAUGAUUAUAAAAUGGUUUGGAGAUAAAUCAUCAGUAAAUAGCCCUCUCUCUAUUCAUCAAAUGGUGAGCUUAGGUGAGGCUCUAGGAAAGAAACCAGGAGACUGGUAUGGUCCUGCAUCAGUAGCACACUGUUUAAAAGCUGUUGUGACUGCUGCCUCUAAGGAAAAUUAUGAAUUUGAUAACUUGGAAGUGUAUGUCGCUCAAGAUUCAACUGUUUAUAUUGAAGAUAUUAACUCUUUGUGUUUGAUGGCCAAUGGUUCAUGGAAAUCCCUUAUACUAUUGGUACCUGUAAAAUUAGGAACUGACAAAUUUAACCCAAUUUAUGGACCCUGUCUUACUUCACUGCUCACACUAGACUUUUGUAUAGGUAUUAUAGGGGGAAGACCAAAACAUUCUUUAUACUUUAUAGGUUAUCAAGAUGAUAGAUUGAUUCAUUUAGACCCACACUACUGCCAAGAAAUGGUAGAUGUAUGGCAACCCCAAUUUUCAUUGCAAACAUUUCAUUGUCGAUCUCCAAGAAAGAUGCCACUUAAUAAAAUGGAUCCAUCAUGUUGUAUAGGCUUUUAUCUUGCAACACAGCAUGAUUUUGAUACCUUUGUUAAUGUCAUAAUGUCCUUCCUAAUACCACAGGGAGUGUCUGCAAACUUUGAAUAUCCAAUCUUUACAUUACAGAAUGGAUCAUGCAGUAAAGUAUUAGACCCACCAAAUAUAAGACAUUCUAUUUAUGAAACUGAGUCAAACUGGGUGACUUCAAGUAUACAAGACUAUGAUACUGACAUUGAGUCAGAAGAAUUUGUAUUAGUAUAAUGUUACAUUACUUAGCUUACUUAUAUUAUUUAUUUAGUUACUUAAUAAAUCAAAUAGUCAUGUAUUAAAUGAAAAGCAGUCUUAUUGAAAAGUUAUGUUACAGGAAACUAUAUAAAUAAAGCUACAGUGCUUUAAGAUAAACAUUUUGAGAAUGUAAAAAAUAAUUAUAUCAAAAUAUGUUUAAAAAAAACCUAUACCUGUAAUGUAU
Molecule: messenger RNA, 1766 nt
Organism: Achroia grisella
Lineage: Eukaryota; Metazoa; Arthropoda; Insecta; Lepidoptera; Pyralidae
Gene: Atg4b
Product: cysteine protease ATG4D
Exons: 1
Coding region: 149-1558 (469 amino acids)
Molecular function (GO): protein-phosphatidylethanolamide deconjugating activity
Source: RefSeq, a predicted model, not a curated record